Molecule: messenger RNA, 2310 nt
Organism: Cajanus cajan (pigeon pea)
Lineage: Eukaryota; Viridiplantae; Streptophyta; Magnoliopsida; Fabales; Fabaceae
Source: RefSeq, a predicted model, not a curated record
AUGGCUGAAGAAAGACCGGGUGGUAAUGGACCUCAUCAUCAGCCAAGGAGACUCUUAGGAGAAUACAAUCAUCAAUUGGGUCCUAGGCACUUCUCCAGUAUAGCCAAACCAACCAAGGGGGUGGAGAUGAAACCAACAUUACUAUCUCUUAUUACUGCCAAUCAAUUUGCAGGGAUGGACCAUGAAGAUCCCUACACACAUUUAUCUACUUUUUAUGAGCUUAUUGGCACUAUGGGUGUGCCUGGAGAAGAUGAAGAAGCGGUCUAUUUGAGAUUAUUUCCUUUCUCUUUGACAGGUGCUGAUGAACCUUUGUGUGAAGCUUGGGAGAGAUAUAAGUCUUUGCUGAGGAAAUGCCCAAAUCAUGGGUUUGAUGAUGUGGCACAACUCAACAUGUUCUGUAAUGGGUUAAGACCACAGACAAAGAUGCUAUUGGAUGCUUCUGCAGGUGGUUCUAUGAUGAUGAAGGAUUCUGAGGAAGCAAUCACCAUUAUUGAUGCUUUGGCAGCCAGUGAUUACCAAGCUCACCAUGAUAGGAGCCAGCCCACAAAAAGGGGAAUUCUGGAACUGGAUACUCAAAAUGCAAUUUUAGCUCAGAAUAAACUCCUUUCUCAGCAGAUGGAAGAGUUAAAGAAGCAAAUGUCCAAACUUCAAGUAGGAUCAUCUUCACGCCCUCAACAGAAAAAUACUGAAGCUUUUAUCAGAAAUCUGGAAGUUCAAAUAGGGCAGCAAGACAAGCAAUUGGCAGAUCAACAAAGCAAAAAUUUUUCUGCCAAUACACAAGUCAAUCCUAAAGAGCAUUGUCAAUCAAUUACAACCAGGAGAGGUACGGUGAUAGGAAAGGGGAUUGGCGAUAAUUUGAGAGAAAAUGAUAAUGGAGGAAAUGAAGAAAAGAGUGGAGUUGAGUUAGAAAGUGAGAAAGAGGUGGAGUUGAAUAAAGAGGCAGAAAAAAAUGAAAAAAAUAAAAAAGAGAUAGAGAAAAAUGAGAACAAAGAUGGAGAUGUGAAGGAGGAGAGUAAGAAGAAAGGGAAAGAAGUUGUUAGGCCUCUUCCUGUGAAGAAUCUACCUUACCCACAUGCUCCGUCAAAGAAAGACAAGGAACGCCUGUUUGCAAGGUUCCUUGAUAUAAUCAAGAGGUUACAGAUCUACAUACCCUUUGUAGAGGCCUUGGAACAGAUGCCAUCUUACGCAAGGUUUAUGAAAGAGCUUCUGACAAAGAAAAGGAAAUUGAGUGAGGAUGGAAUAGUGGAGCUGGAGGCAGGUUGCAGUGCUAUAAUUCAGAAGUCACUUCCACAAAAGUCUAGAGACCCAGGGAGUUUUACUUUGCCAGUCACUAUUGGCAAUGCUUCUGUGGGGAAGGCAUUGUUGGACUUAGGAGCCAGUAUCAAUCUGAUGCCUUUGUCUAUGUUACAGAGGAUAGGUGAGGUGGAGGUGAGACCUAUCAGGAUGACUCUGCAGCUGGCUAAUAGAUCCAUAAAGUAUCCUCAUGGUGUUGUUGAAGACCUCUUGGUGAAAGUUGAUAAGUUUUGGUUCCCAGUUGAUUUUGUUGUCAUGGAUAUGGAGGAGGAUUCUGAAGUUCCUCUUAUUUUGGGACGACCAUUCAUGAAGACAGCCAAGGUCAUCAUUGAUGUUGAUGAUGGCAAACUCAAGGUUCGAGUUCAGGAUGAUGAAGUGAACUUUAAUGUAUUUGAAGCCAUGAAACAUUCAAGUGAUAAGGCAUGUUGCUUCAGAGUGGAUGUGAUUGAUGAGUUGUGUAUGGAAGCUCAAAAGACAUUCUCAGUAGCUACACCAUUGGAGAAAGCAUUGAUGAGUGCAGUCAGUGAAAUCAAUAAUGAGGAAGAAAAAGAAAUUCAGAAGUGUUUGGAGGAGUUGGACAAAGCAAAGGAGAUUUCCCCUAAUUCUACAAGUGUACAAGAGUUAAACAAGGAGGAAAAGUCUCAACCUCAAAAGUUAGAGUUGAAGCAAUUGCCAAGCCAUCUCAAAUAUGUGUUUUUAGAAGCAAGUGGUGGUAAACCAGUUAUAAUCAGCAGUUCCUUAUCUGUGGAGGAGGAAAAGAAGUUAGUUGAGGUUCUGAAGGCGAAUGAAGGAGCUACUGGAUGGACCCUGUCUGAUCUCAAAGGUAUUAGCCCCUCAUAUUGUAUGCACAGGAUCUUGAUGGAACAGGAUUAUAGGCCUGUAGCACAACCUCAAAGGUGCCUCAAUCCAACAAUGAAGGAGGUGGUCAGAAAAGAGGUGAUUAAGCUACUUGAAGCUGGCAUGAUUUACCCUAUCUCCGACAGUGCAUGGGUUAGUCCUGUUCAGGCGGUUCCUUAA